Messenger RNA from Loa loa (African eye worm), 1929 nucleotides. RefSeq names its product atypical/ABC1/ABC1-A protein kinase. Lineage: Eukaryota; Metazoa; Nematoda; Chromadorea; Rhabditida; Onchocercidae. The transcript is spliced from 15 exons. Gene Ontology annotation, cellular component: extrinsic component of mitochondrial inner membrane. Gene Ontology annotation, molecular function: kinase activity. The record is from RefSeq and is a predicted model, not a curated record. The coding region runs from base 22 to 1929 and encodes 635 amino acids. Gene Ontology annotation, biological process: ubiquinone biosynthetic process.
AGACCCGAAAAAAGGAAAGCGAUGAAUCGUAGUCCAUGGAGAGACGAAUUCGGUCCAAUAAUCAAUACACUUCGCAUUUUGGUGCGCAGCCAGUUAGGCUACCAAGUGCGACAUCUUGACUUCAAAGGUGGAAACUGGACAAUCGACAGAUUUUGCGAUCUUUUUGGACGUGCCCAAACUGUUUCCGCAAGCAUUAAGGAAAUCACGAAACUUGCUACCAAAGGGAUAUAUCCUGGUACGGCAGGUUACACGGUCUCGGACGCAACUUUUGACAAUUCGUCGAAUCUUAUGCAUCAAACUUAUGAAGAAGCCGAAACUUCGAGCAACUCUGAUAAUAAAUCCUGGAAGAAUGAUAAUGGGUCAAGUCGAAAACAAGCUUUCGAAAAAUUUUGCCUAAAAACACUAGAUUUUUCUUUCAGGAAGGAUACAGAUAUUGUUACAUCAGUAAUCUCUCCGAAACCGAAGUAUUAUGGACCACGUUUGCCAGAGGGAUACCAGUUGAAAGCUUCGGAGGUAGAAUUUUUAAAUACGAAGAAUCGGGAGCGCAAGGUACCGAGUUCUCGCAUAGCAAGAUUUGCUCAAUUUGGCCAGCUUGGAGUGAGUCUUAUUAUGGGUGCAGCUGCGGAAGUGAGCAAGCGAACACUGGGAUUUAGUAAACCUGCAAAUCGAUCAGCAGAUAACAGUAUUACCUCUGCUACUGGAAAUCCGUUCAUGACGGAGGCGAAUGCUGAGAAGAUUGUGCGCACCCUGUGUAGAGUGCGUGGUGCUGCAUUAAAACUAGGUCAAAUGCUCAGCAUACAAGAUUCGGAUUUGAUUUCGCCAACGUUACUCAAAAUAUUUGAUCGCGUUCGACAUAGUGCUGACUUCAUGCCAUUAUGGCAGGUUCACCGUCAGAUGUGUGAUUCAUUUGGUGACAAUUGGCGUGAUAAAUUUGAAAAAUUUGAGGAUAUUCCGUUUGCCGCUGCAUCCAUCGGACAGGUUCAUCGGGCUUGGCUGCCUAGUGGAGAAAAGGUUGCGUUGAAAAUUCAGUAUCCUGGAGUAUCAGCAGGCAUUGACUCAGAUAUUGAUAAUUUAGUGACAAUACUGAACUAUGGAAGCUUCUUCCCGAAGGGUCUUUAUCUGGAAAAUUUCGCAACGGUAGCAAGAAAAGAAUUAAAGCUGGAAUGCGACUACAAACGCGAAGCACGUGCUAUGAAAGCAUUUCAAUGUUUAUUGGUCGAUGACGAACAUUUUUAUGUUCCUAAAGUGAUUGAUGAUCUAACUACAACACAUGUGUUGACAACAGAGUACAUGGAAGGUGUUCCUGUUGACAAAUGCAUGGAUGAGCCGCAAGAAGUCCGUAAUUACAUUGCUUCUAAAUUUAUCGAGCUUUGUCUACGCGAAAUUUUCGUCUGGAGGUUUAUGCAGACCGAUCCAAACUGGUCUAAUUUCUAUCUCGGCAAACAUCCAACUGCAAAUGUCCCAAGAUUAAUUCUUCUGGAUUUCGGAGCUUCACGUUCGUAUCCCAAGAAGUUUGUUGACCAAUAUAUGAACAUUAUCCGUGCUGCUUAUGACAACGACAAGGAUAAAAUGCUGGAUUAUUCAAGGAAAAUUGGUUUCCUGUCAGGAUAUGAAUCAAAGGUAAUGGAGGAUGCUCAUUGUGAGUCAAUCAGUAUUCUGGGUGAAACGUUAGCAUCCACAGCUCCAUAUGAUUUCUCAAAACAGAAUGUAACGAGAAGAAUUCACGCAUUAAUUCCGGUGAUGUUAAAACACCGACUAAUAUCACCGCCCGAUGAAAUCUACUCACUACAUCGAAAGCUUUCUGGAUCAUUUUUGUUAGCAUCCAAGCUGAAGGCAGUUGUUGCGUGCGGUGCAUUAUACGAACAGAUCUAUGAAGAGUACAAAUUCGGUGGUAGUGCCAACGUGGAAGACAUUAAUAUCGAUAAUUGA